This is a messenger RNA of Linum tenue, 964 nucleotides long. NCBI's taxonomy places the organism in Eukaryota, Viridiplantae, Streptophyta, Magnoliopsida, Malpighiales, Linaceae. The record is from the annotation of a GenBank genome assembly.
UUUCUUUCUUUCUUUCUUCCUCUCUCUUUCAACUUCUUCCAUCUCUCUCUCCCACCUUGUAUCAUCUCUUUUUAUUUUUAUUUGCCUCCACAACUCUCUUCCUUGUGCAUCAGAAAUAAUAAAAGAUUUGCAGUUUUUCAAUCGACCAUUGUAAGAGGAGGAGCCGGCACCAACAUCGCAGCGCCGGCGGCCAUUGUCUCUCUCGCAUUCAUCGUUAUGGCAGACAAGGGCCGUCCGUUGCCAAAGUUCGGGGAGUGGGAUGUAAAUGAUCCAUCAUCUUCAGAAGGGUUCACAGUUAUAUUUAACAAGGCCAGGGAUGAGAAGAAGUCCGGUGGAAAGUCUGACUCCCCAGCCAAUGCUAAAUCCAACACUAAGCAUAGACAACAGCAAUCUGCCACCCUUGGCAAACCUCAGUCCAAGAAAUGGCUUUGCUGCAUACAAGUUGUGGCCUCAGACUAAAAUAAAGCGGCCCUCAAUUAUCCCAAAACGGAAUGAUUCAUCAUCAAUGCAAAACCCUAGUCCCAAAUCCACCCAUUGCAUUGUAUGAAAAAUGAGAGAAAUCCAAGCUCUAUUAGCUCGAAGUAGAAGAAGAUGGGAAGAAGAGAGAGAAUAAACUAUGAUAAUGGGUUAUAUUCUUUUUUGGGGGUGUUUUAUUUAAAUUUGCGUUGAUGUUGACAUUUGUGCUAUUAUUUUAGUUAUAAAAGAUAAAGAAACGCUUUGUUUGGGGGGCUAAGUGAAAGGGAGAUGAAAUUGGUGGCGUUGUUGGGCCAGCAUACAAUGAAAAUAGUGGGAAAUUUGAGGGGUAAUUAAAAGAAAGAAAAAGUACAGGGAGUCAAUGACAAAUUUGUUAUGUUUUGUUUUCUAUUGCGAUUUUGUUUUAUUAUGUAAUGGUUUGGUGGAUUCUUUCUUUUUAACGUUUAUGUUAAUUUCAAUCUUCGACAUAAUAAUUUUCUUUCAUAUUUUA